Molecule: messenger RNA, 2095 nt
Organism: Cladocopium goreaui
Lineage: Eukaryota; Dinophyceae; Suessiales; Symbiodiniaceae
Source: the annotation of a GenBank genome assembly
CAGGCGAUCUGAGAUCCCCCUGAAUGACUGGCUGCAACGCCACGCGCAGAAUGUCGUCAAAGUACCCCUGCGCUAUGCUGUCAACAGCAACCCCCUGGUGUCAGCCACCAAAGCAGAAGCGGAAGGGACAUUGCAGCGCUUGGAGCAGCUGCUGCACAUCUUCUACGACCUGCAGCGCUCACCCGAUGGCCUCUGUGCCAGCACCAGGCGUUUCCUGAGAACUCCGGUGGUCGGCUCGCUGAAUCAACUUCGCGCGGAGCUGCUGUUACGCUACAGCGCCAAGCACUACUGGGUCCGCACGGCCGGGCGCAAGAUCGACGCGGUCUUCAUCUCCGCUAGGGGCGAAUCGGAAGCCCUGGCAGAGGAGAGUCCGGAAGUCAAGGAAGACGCCCCGUUGAAGGACCUGGAACAACCGCGCGGUCCUGUGGUGGUGUGGUGCAACCCCAACGCUGCCUACUACGAAACCAUGGCAUACGAAUCCCAUUGGUUGGAUUUCUACCUCAACCAGGGCUGCAGCAUUUUCGUUUUCAACUACAGUGGCUUUGGACGUUCCCAGGGCCAUCCAAGUCCAGGUCGCCUCAGCGCGGACGGCGAUGCGGUGGUGGACUUCUUGAGACGCAGAGGCUUCACCCAGGUCGCCGUGCAUGGCCGCUCCAUUGGUGGCAUCGCAGCGUGUCGUAUCGCCAACAAGAACCCCGACAUUGUCAAGGUGCUUGUGGCAGAUCGCACCUUCUCAACACUGGCGAAGGCGGCCAAGUACACAUUUGGAGACUGGGCAGCCAAGGGCCUUUCAUUAUCCGCGACCUGGGCGGAUAACGUGUCGAACUAUUUGAGCACGAAGUGCUACAAGGUGAUGCUCUGCGACCCCAAGGACGCCACCAUUCCAGACCUGGCGGCACUGCGCACAGCAGUGGCACAGAAAGUUCUGGAGCAGGUGCCUUCGAGUGAGCGACUGACCUACGAGGGCGUGGAGCGCAUGGCCGAAGCCUGGACCUUUUUCGAGGUCUUGCUGUCCAUUUGUGACGCCUGCGAUGGUGGCUGUGCGUGCCAUCCGCGCUUUGGGGAGUCCAAACGCUCUGCGCGGCAGCCGGUGGUGGGGAAACCUGUGGUCGAGGCCACGGAAGGAUCUCUGGAGGCUGGCGAGGAGGACGCGCGCCUGGUGGUGCGGCCGCCGCCGCCACCAAGGGUCACCCUGCAGUGGCUGCAGGAACACAGUGAAUUCGUCCACUUCACCAUGUCUCCUCACAUCGACAUGCUGAGACAGGCCCUCGACACUUUGGGCUCCAGGUUUAAUGCUGGCGGCCUGACGUUGGACGAAGCCCUUGGGGGGCAGGAGGAGGCUGCGGAAGCUUUGCAGAGCUUCUUGUGCAACCUGCAGGUCUGGGGAUCUCUGGCUCUGCGCGGCGCCUCCGGGGACUUCAGUCCCGUUCCCCGUGCCGCUGUGGAUGAUGAUCUGGAGCUCUUUUUGGCCAGAGGCCUGAGUGGCACCACCGCCUCCAUGAGCGCGCGCUUGGCCAAAGUCUUCGCCACGCUGACGCCCAUGAGGAUGGCGGAGUACCAUCGGCAGCUGGCGAGGAUUGGGGUGGCACGGGUGCGCCGUGACUUCCGGCAGCACCUGGCUGCCUUGCAGCGGAACCUGGAGGCUAUGGCGCAGAGCGACUGCGCCUUGAGUGCUGCCGUCCUGGGGCACCUACGGGAGGUGGAACAGUUCAUGACUGCUAUCUACCGUUUUUUCAAGUGUGUGGACAUCAAUGGGCAAGGGGAGCAGAAUCCAGACCGGCCUGAUGCAGGUGAAAGCGGCAUCCCCCGACCGCCGAACCGAAGUCCCACAGCCCUCAUGGAGGUUGGAAGCGAUGAUUCUGAGGAGGGCUCGCGUGCCCACGCGCCGCGACCAGCCCUGGACCGCAGCCUCGCGGGGUACGUGGCUUGUCUCAACUGUGGCCACAAUGGCGUUCUCAGUGAGGGUGAGGCACAGCAUUUGGCACUUCAUCUGCGUACGGCCAAAUUCGGCAAGUACGCGGAGGAAGCUGCCACGCACGAGUGAACUUAGUGAACAGCGAAAUGCGUUUGGUGUAUGUCUGAAAGUAGGGUAUAC